This is a messenger RNA of Racocetra fulgida, 3234 nucleotides long. The record is from the annotation of a GenBank genome assembly. Lineage: Eukaryota; Fungi; Glomeromycota; Glomeromycetes; Diversisporales; Gigasporaceae.
AUGAAAGAACAGGUUCUUGAAACGGCCCCUCGAAAAAUUAAGCAUAUCCAAUUUAGUGUACUUUCUCCUCAAGAGAUCGUCAAAAAUUCUCAAUUGGUGAUUACCCACCGCGAUCUUUUCAAUGAAAAUAGAGCUCCGAUGGAAAAUGGCGGAACUUCGGAUCAUGACAUACUCUGUGAAACAUGUGGUGAAAGAAUGGCACAGUGUAUUGGCCAUUUUGCAUAUCUGAAACGAAUAAGAAGUUCCAAAGAGCCUUCAGCACGCGGGAAAAUAGAAAAAGCUAUAAAUGCAUUAUGUAAAAAAACUGUGGAUUGUCCUUACUGCAAUGCGAUUAAUGGACCCGUAAAAAAAGUUGCCGCAAUUAAGAUUGUUCACGAGAAAUUUAAACCAAAGAAAGCGCAUGAAGAACAAGAAAAUUUUAAAACCACUUUCGUUAAUGCUGUAGAGUCCAUGCCGGAAUUAAAAGCCCAUUUACAUAAGGCACAAGAAGAUUUAAAUGCGAUGAAAGUACUCGAGUUAUUUAAAAAAAUAUCUGAUGAGGAUUGUGAACUACUCGGAUUGGAUCCACAAAAUGCGAGGCCAGAACUUUUUAUAUGGCAACGAAUUCCAGUACCACCUGUUGCAAUUCGCCCUUCAAUUGCUCAGGAUAACGCAAGUACAGAAGAUGAUUUAACUGUGAAAUUGUCUGAAAUUGUCCAAACGAACACUAAUAUUGCUGCAGCCUUGAGUAAAGGAAUCACUAUCUCACAGCUGAUGCCGUGGCGGACAUUUCGUUUCAACGAAUGUGUAUGCACACCUUAUAACGCUGAUUUUGAUGGUGAUGAAAUGAAUCUUCAUGUCCCUCAAACAGAAGAGGCACGUGUUGAAGCAAUAGAAUUAAUGGGUGUUAAGAACAAUUUGGUUACACCUAGGAAUGGAGAUCCAAUCAUUGCCGCCAUUCAAGACUUUAUAACUUCUUCGUAUCUGAUUACAAAGAAAGAUGUAUUUUAUAAUCGUGCUCAGUUUACGCAAAUUUGUUCAUAUAUGGCGGAUGCUGAUUUACAUAUUGAUGUUCCCCCGCCAGCAAUAUAUAAGCCAAUAAGACUUUGGACUGGUAAACAAAUUUUUAAUGUGUUAAUGCGUCCAAAUAAGAGUUCAUCAGUUUUGGUUAACCUCGAAAGCAAAGGACGAUCAUUCGAAAAAAGUUUUUCUAUUGGAAUUAAUGAUGUACAACCUGGAGAAAUAUUACGGGAGAAAAAAGAUAAACUCAUUACAGAUGCAAACAAGGCAUGUGAUGAUCUUAUUGAACGUUCUAAAUCAGGAAAACUCGAGAAUCAACCUGGUUGUAAUGAGGAACAAACGUUAGAAGCACAUAUAUCUGGCAUAUUGUCAAGAGUCCGUGACGAUGCUGGUCAAAUUUGCAUGACUGAAUUAAAUAAACAUAAUGCUCCUUUAAUAAUGGCAACAUGUGGCUCUAAAGGUUCGAAAAUUAAUGUGUCUCAGAUGGUUGCUUGUGUUGGUCAACAGAUUAUUAGUGGAAGCCGAAUUCCAGAUGGAUUUCAAGAUCGUUCUUUACCACAUUUUCCAAAGCACUCUAAGACUCCGGCUGCUCGUGGAUUUGUCAGAAAUAGUUUUUAUAGCGGAUUAACACCUACUGAAUUUCUUUUUCACGCCAUAUCUGGUAGAGAAGGUCUUGUAGACACUGCUGUCAAAACUGCAGAAACUGAAGAUCUUGCUAUACAUUAUGACAUGUCAGUGAGAAAUUCUUCAGGUGGACUCGUCCAAUUUUGUUAUGGUGACGAUGGACUGGACCCUGCAUAUUUAGAGGAUGAAGUUCUCCCAGUCGAUCUUAAACGUAAUUUGCAGCACACAAUUAAUAUUGUGCCAUGGGGCAAUGACCCUGGUCUUUUACCAUACGAAAUAAAAGAAGUUACAGAUCUUAUAUUGGAUAGCGAUGAAUUUCGCAAGUCUUGCACACAAUCAUACAUAGAAUCUUUGCAAAAAUUUAUUAGUCAAGAAUUAAUUGAAAAACUUGUUUCGUUACGUCAAUACUAUGGCUUGAUAAGUGCUGAUGAAAGACCUAACGAUGAAUAUUGUGAUAUAGAUCCUAAUGCCAUAGGGUCAGAUUCUGUAAAGGCAAUCGUGGAUCAUAAACUUAAAAUUACUGAACGUCAGCUUCGAAAAUUUUUGAGUAUUUGCUUACAAAAAUUUGUUAAAGCGAAGAUUGAACCAGGUUCAUCAUACUUCAUUUGUCUUAUCCUCAAUCUUAAUGAAUUUUGUUGCGUUAAACUUCGUAAUAAUUCAUUUGUAGGAACUGCUGUUGGUGCGUUGGGCGCCCAAUCUAUAGGCGAGCCCGGCACUCAAAUGACGCUAAAAACUUUCCAUUUUGCCGGUGUUGCAUCCAUGAAUAUCACUCUCGGCGUACCGCGUAUAAAGGAAAUCAUAAAUGCUUCGAAAACAAUUAGUACACCAAUUAUUACUUGCAAACUAGUCAAUGAUUCUGAUGUGAAAUCUGCUAGAAUUGUUAAAGGACGAUUAGAAACAACCUAUCUAGGGGAUAUUGCAAAAUAUAUUGAUGAGAUUUAUGAACGAGACUCCUGUUACCUUGCUAUUAAGUUAGAUUUAGACGCCAUACAAAAACUUCAGUUGGAAACAAGCAUUAAGGAAAUAGCACGAGCCAUUGUUAAUGACCGAAAGUUGAAGUUGGAAAUCCAAGGGAUUCGGAUAGUGGAUAAUGACGAAAUUGAUGUAUAUGUCCCAGAACGAGAUAGUUCAAGGAGACAGGAAUUAGAUAGACUAUAUUUUCGUUUGCAAGUCUUGAAACGGUCAUUGCCAAAAGUUAUAAUCAAGGGUAUUCAAACAGUGACAAGAGCAGUCAUAAGUGAAGCAAAGGCAGGGAAAAAACAAUUACUCGUUGAAGGUUACGGUCUUCGAGAAGUAAUGACGACUGAAGGCAUAUUUGGUACAGAAACAACUAGCAAUAAUGUCAAUGAAGGAGAAGUAUUGGGGAUUCAUCGGUUUGGUAUUUCCAACAUGAAAAGUAGCGUUCUGAUGUUAGCUUCGUUUGAAAAGACGACGGAUCAUCUUUUCGAUGCUGCCUUGCAUAGUAAACGUGAUUGUCUUGAAGGUGUGAGCGAGUCUAUUAUCAUGGGAAUGCCUAUGCAACUUGGAACUGGAUUGUUCAAAUUGAUAAGAAAGUCUCAUCUCGUUCGACAGAGCGGCCCCCCUGAAGUCCGGUUACAUGAUCGUCGAUGA